AUGUCUUACAACAUAACAAAGGAGCUGAUGGACUACUACAGAUAUCCAGUCAUCACCAACACAAAGGUCGAAGUCCUUGAGGAGGUGCCUUUCCCUGCCGUCACCUUCUGCAACCAGAGUCCGUAUAACUUAACCAAAGUAAGAGCAGCUGAUCCUCAUCUUGAGGAAUUCUUCAGGAAUAUCACUACAGUGCGAGUGGCUGGUUCAGAUAACAAUCUUCACAUUUUUGUGAAAGUCGAUCAGAUCAACUAUGUGCUUGGUUAUCAGCUCUCAUCCGGAACAAAGUCUACUCAGACGGAGAAAUCACUUCCUGCACAGCAGACCCUCUCGCAGGGACAAUCAUCUCCUAUUCCACCAGCUUCUAUUCCACCAACUAGUUCUCAGCGUGAAAGAAAAGAGAAACACACCGGAAAGACCAAAAUCAAAUCAAGAGCAGAAACUUCAAAACCAGAUCGAGCACCCAAAGGUGUUACAUGGACAGUUGCUGUCCUGGCGAUGUCAGCGUAUAUGUCUUACAACAUAACAAAGGAGCUGAUGGACUUCUACAGUUACCCAGUCAUCACCAACACAAAGGUAGACGUGCUUGAGGAAGUGCCUUUCCCUGCCGUCACCUUCUGCAAUCAGAGUCCGUACAACAUGAGCAAAGUAAGAGCAGCAGAUCCUUAUCUUGAGGAAUUCUUCAAGAAUGUCAGCGUGUUGGGGCGUCUCAGAGGACCCGUAAACUGGAACGACCCUGUGCUUAAUCGGCCUACCUUUCGAGAAAGAAAGUCACUUGACUGGUGGAAACAGAUACACAUGGACCCAAACGAGAUGCUAAGUAUUUGUUUGAUGAAUGGUGUUCCAUAUGAACCAUGCCGGUCGGUGAUGAAGCCUGUGUUAACCACCUUGGGCUAUUGUGCCACUUACAACUGGAAUGCUUCUGAUGUAGCUACAGUGCGAGUAGCUGGUUCAGAUAACAAUCUUCACAUUUUUGUGAACGUCGAUCAGAUCAACUAUGUGCUUGGUUCUCAACUUUCAUCCGGAGCAAAGUACCAGUACUUACCCCCGCCCUAUCAGGCUUUCAAGAAUCGGACAUGCGUGGAUACAUUAGAACCUUCAUUUAACAACACCCUGGAAAAGAACCUUCUCGAGAUAAGACUUUUCUAUGAGGACCUGAUCGUCCAGUCGACAGAGCAAAGUCCGAAAUAUACAACGGAGACUCUGAUUGGAAACCUGGGAGGCCAAAUGGGCAUCUGUCUCGGAGCUAGUAUCUUGACUGUCACAGAACUUGGAGAGUUCCUACUCAUUGUCUGUCUGUCCAUCUUCAGAAGAUGUAAGCGCGGUGACGAAGUCAAACAAAUCAAACCUUUGAAAAAGAACUUUCUCGAGAUAAGACUUUUCUAUGAGGACCUGACCGUACAGUCGACAGAUCAAAUUCCAAAGUACACAACGGAGACUCUCAUUGGAAACCUGGGGGGUCAGAUGGGCAUCUGUCUCGGAGCCAGUAUCUUGACUGUCACAGAACUCGGAGAAUUCCUCCUCCUUGUCUGUCUGUCCAUCUUCAGAAGAUGUAAGCGCGGCAGCGAAGUCAAACAUGUCAAACCUGUGAAGCAAUGA
Haliotis rubra (blacklip abalone) is the source of this 1596-nucleotide messenger RNA. Its product is annotated as acid-sensing ion channel 4-A-like. The transcript is spliced from 9 exons. Lineage: Eukaryota; Metazoa; Mollusca; Gastropoda; Lepetellida; Haliotidae. Gene Ontology annotation, cellular component: membrane. Bases 1 to 1596 code for a protein of 531 amino acids. Gene Ontology annotation, biological process: sodium ion transmembrane transport. The record is from RefSeq and is a predicted model, not a curated record. Gene Ontology annotation, molecular function: ligand-gated sodium channel activity.